AUGAUCGAGCCUACUGCAACCGUAUCGUCUCUGAGUCGCUCAGAUGGCUCAGCCCGAUACAAUUGCCCGGCAACCGGAUUUCAGAUUCUAGGCUCCGUCAAUGGCCCGGUUGAACUUCCUGGCCGUCGCGAUGCCCAGAAACCAGAGGAGGCCACUGUGGAGGUCUUGGUGAAGCCCGCAUCCGCCCAAAGCGCGGUUGGAGAGAGAUACGUGGAGGGCAUAUUGAAGACUCUUCUGGGGAAAAUUAUCCUGGGCCGAGAAAAGAGUUUUGCACGACGCGGGGUCGUCGUUACUCUCCUUAUGCUUGGGAGUUCUGGCGACGCGAAGGUUGGCAGAGGCGAAUCUUACCUCCCUGCACUCCCUGCCCUCCUCCACGCUGCCCUCCUCUCCCUCUUAUCAGCUGCUAUACCGUUGUCAAUGACCUAUGCCGCGACCAUCCUGGCUGUCAACGCUUCAAACGAGAUUAUCCGUGAACCUUCUCUAGACGACUGCGCCCAAGCCAAGUCACUACAUGUGCUUGCAUUUUCGUCAAAGGGGCAUCUUCUCUUAAACGAGAGCCAAGGUGCCUUUGAUUUCGAAACCUGGGAACAGGUCUAUGAGCAUGCCAUCACAAGUUGCCGGGAAGCGAAAGUUGCAAGCAAAGGCGGGGACAUCGCGAUGGAUGGAACAAAUACAUUAGAGGCGUUCAUUAGAGAGACAGUCGAGGAUAAGCUUUCGCGAGACUAUGCAUGGUCGGACAGUGCGGCUUGA
Messenger RNA from Talaromyces atroroseus, 750 nucleotides. RefSeq lists its product as hypothetical. Gene Ontology annotation, biological process: poly(A)-dependent snoRNA 3'-end processing; nuclear mRNA surveillance; U4 snRNA 3'-end processing. NCBI's taxonomy places the organism in Eukaryota, Fungi, Ascomycota, Eurotiomycetes, Eurotiales, Trichocomaceae. The transcript has 2 exons. The record is from RefSeq and is a predicted model, not a curated record. Gene Ontology annotation, cellular component: nuclear exosome (RNase complex); nucleolus; cytoplasmic exosome (RNase complex). Bases 1 to 750 code for a protein of 249 amino acids.